Molecule: messenger RNA, 4509 nt
Organism: Sinocyclocheilus anshuiensis
Lineage: Eukaryota; Metazoa; Chordata; Actinopteri; Cypriniformes; Cyprinidae
Product: signal transducer and activator of transcription 5B-like
Exons: 19
Coding region: 198-2459 (753 amino acids)
Biological process (GO): signal transduction; regulation of DNA-templated transcription
Molecular function (GO): DNA-binding transcription factor activity; DNA binding
Source: RefSeq, a predicted model, not a curated record
UGCGUAACACACUGCUGGUUGAGAUAGACGGGGCAGAAAGGUUGCCUUUCUGGGUCGUAGGCGCUUUGCUGGAGCUUUGCUGUACUUUUAUGCGAAACGACAGCGGAUUUAGAAGACCUGCCGAGGUUUUCCGGGUUUCCUCUCCAGAAGUUCCUGUUCUUAGAUGGUAACAGAGAGCUUGAGAUAAGAGAGUGAACAUGGCAGUGUGGAUCCAGGCCCAGCAGCUGCAGGGAGAUGCUCUACACCAGAUGCAGUCUCUCUACGGGCAACACUUCCCCAUAGAGGUGCGACACUACCUGUCCCAGUGGAUAGAGGGACAACUCUGGGAUGCGAUAGAUUUAGAGAACCCUCAGGAGGAGUUGAAAGCCAAGCGUUUAUUGGACAGCCUGAUCCAGGAACUACAGAAGAAAGCAGAGCAUCAAGUGGGAGAGGACGGCUUCUUACUCAAGAUCAAAUUAGGACAUUAUGCUUCACAGCUAAAGAGCACGUAUGACCGCUGUCCCCUGGAGCUGGUGAGAUGCAUCAAACACAUCCUGUAUACAGAGCAAAGACUCGUCAGAGAGGCGACUAAUUCGAGCUCACCGGUGGGCAGCCUGAUGGACAGCAUGUCGCAGAAGUACCAUCAGAUAAACCAGGCAUUCGAGGAGCUCAGAGUAUUGACUCAGGACACAGAGAAUGACCUCAGAAAACUACAGCACAACCAGGAGUACUUCAUUAUACAGUACCAGGAGAGCCUCAGAAUACAGGCUCAGUUAUCAAGUCUGGCCACACUGCCUCCAGCAGACCGACAGCUACGAGAGCCCAGCCUGCUCAGCAAGAGAGCCACAGUAGAGGCCUGGCUGACCCGAGAGGCCAACACCCUGCAGAAAUACAGACUGGGCUUGGCAGAGAAACACCAGAAGACACUGGCAUUGCUACGGAAACAGCAGACGGUGAUUCUUGACGACGAGCUGAUUCAGUGGAAGAGACGUCAACAACUGGCUGGCAACGGCGGGCCGCCCGAGGGAGGACUGGACAUACUACAGUCAUGGUGUGAGAAGCUAGCGGAAACCAUUUGGCAGAAUCGUCAGCAGAUCCGGAGGGCGGAGCAUCUGAGACAGCAGCUGCCCAUUCCCGGCCCCAUCGAAGAGCUGCUGACCGAACUCAACAGCACCAUCACGGACAUCAUCUCGACUUUAGUCACCAGUACCUUCAUCAUCGAAAAGCAGCCGCCUCAGGUGCUGAAAACACAAACAAAAUUUGCGGCGACAGUGCGUUUGCUGGUAGGUGGCAAACUGAACGUACACAUGAACCCACCGCAGGUCAAAGCCACCAUCAUCAGCGAGCAACAGGCCAAGGCCCUGCUCAAGAACGAAAACACCAGAAAUGACAGCAGUGGUGAGAUCUUGAAUAACAACUGUGUGAUGGAGUACCACCAGACCACAGGCACUCUCAGUGCACACUUUAGAAACAUGUCUCUGAAGCGGAUAAGGCGUUCAGACCGUCGAGGGGCGGAGUCUGUUACCGAGGAGAAGUUUACCAUUUUGUUUGAAUCACAGUUCAGUGUUGGGGGAAAUGAGCUGGUAUUUCAGGUUAAGGGCCGGGUGCCUUUCAUUGUGCCCGACAAGGUGUUAUGGCCGCAGUUGUGUGAAGCUCUGAAUAUGAAGUACAAGGCCGAGGUGCAAUCAAAUCGAGGUCUGUCUGAGGAGAAUCUUGUCUUUCUCGCUCAGAAAGCCUUCAGCAGCUCCUGCGUCAACCCGGAGGACUACCGCAACAUGACCAUGACCUGGUCACAGUUUAACAGGGAGAGUUUACCAGGCAGGAACUUCACUUUUUGGCAGUGGUUUGAUGGUGUGAUGGAGCUUACUAAAAAACACUUGAAGCCUCACUGGAAUGACGGGGCGAUUCUUGGCUUUGUGAAUAAACAGCAAGCUCAGGACAUGCUGAUGUCCAAACCCAACGGAACCUUUCUGUUGCGCUUCAGUGAUUCUGAAAUUGGUGGCAUCACCAUAGCCUGGGUGGCAGAGAACCCUAACAAAGCAGGAGAAAGGAUGGUGUGGAACCUCAUGCCAUACACAACCAAAGACUUCUCUAUCCGCUCCUUGGCGGAUCGCAUCAGCGACCUGAAUCAUCUCCUGUUCCUCUAUCCUGACCGGCCCAAAGACGAGGUCUUCUCCAAAUACUACACCCCUCCACUGUCUAAAGCUGUGGACGGAUAUGUAAAACCACAGAUCAAACAAGUAGUGCCAGAGUUUGCGACACCUAACCCCGACCCUGCAGCAAACCCCACCUACAUGGACCAUGCAGCAUCUCCAGCUGUCAAUCAACCACAUGCUUAUGGACUCUAUCCUCCCAUUGGAGACCCAAUGCUGGACGCUGAUGGCGAUUUCGAUCUGGACGACACCAUGGAUGUAGCGAGGCAUGUAGAGGAACUGCUCCGUCGACCGAUGGAGGGCCAGUGGAGCGGCCAGCAGUCAUGACCUUCAUCUGUGACUUUUCUUCCUAAACAAUGUUUUUUUAAAUACAUUUUUCUCCUACUCUUAGUGUAUUUUCCCCAUUUGUUUCUCAGUGUUGGUCUUUAUGACUUUCAGUUUAGCUUUUUCUCUAUCUCUCUUUUUUCUCUUUCAUCACACCUCAUUUACUUUCCCCCAUCCCUUGUUUCUGUAGAAGAGAAAGGAGCUAAUGGAAGAAGAAAACUACAAUGAGCCUUCCUCUAAUUAAAUACCACCAAACAGUAUUGUAGGAAAAGAGAGAGAGAGAUGCAUGUUAUCUUUUUUCCUUUGUGCAUGUAUUUGUUUCAAAUUGACUUUUCGCAGGAAAAAUCUGUGAAACCCUUAAACAGAAAUGUACUACUGUAAGGAACAUUUUUAUGUUUUUCAAACUGUUCUAUGGUUUAUUUUGAGGGUGUUCCGAUAUCUAUUGCAUCUGAAGUAAAUGCAUAUUAUCCUUUGCACUCUUAAACGAAUGCUUUCUUGCAGACGAUGACAUUAUUGUUACUAUGGCGAUUGCAAUAUAACGCUUCUGUACACUAAAGAGUGUUUAGGUUGCAAGGCUGUUAACAUUCGUUGCACCUACAUGAGCACCGACAGGCUGAAUGGGUUUAAUCAUCCCUUCGCCGUCUGUUUAAUCUGAACCGUGAAUAUAAGUUACACCCACAUCCAAACCAGCAGCACCACGACCUGUCACUCACAUCGUUGAAACUGAGGCACACAUGAGAAACGCACACGCGCCCGCUCACAUCCGUCCCACGUAAAGCGAUGGAAACACAUGGGGUAGAGAAAGGUCCGCUGAGCGUCUCGGCUCACGCUACACUACACAGGCCGUCUCUCUUUCUCUGUCUGUCUGUCUCUCUCUCCAGUGCAACAGGUGAUGACCUCAUCUGUUCUCAUGCUUCCCUCUCGGAACAAAACAAGAGAACCCGUCGUCAUGGUUACACAUGCUGCUUCUGGAAUGCUCCUAACUGGCCAUCCUAUAGGUUCGCAUUUCUGUAUGUCACCUUGUUACCGACCUGCAUCUUUUUUCUCUCGCACUCUGCAUACACCUAGGCCACUCAGGACAUUGACGUACAGUUGAUGUAAAAUACCUAUAAUAAUAAUAAUAAUAAUAAUAAUAAUCGAAUAUAAAUAAAAAUACGACAUUUAAAAGAAAGUACCUACAUCCAGAAUAUAUGAAUUUAUUUUUUGUUAACAUAUUUCUAUUUUAUUACUGUACGAUGCUAGAUGGCUCCAUCCCUCUGUGUAGUGCAAAAUGACGCUUUACUGUGUCCGAUUGUCUGUAGAAGCCCUAACGUACUGAUCCAAAAUCAGUACUCAAAACUAUUAUCGACACAAAGGGGUCGGUCGCUGCCAUCUCAGUAGUUUCACUUCAGAUUUCAGCUGAGCUUUUGCAUGGAAGAAAAGGCCAAACAGUGAAGUUAGCACGAAGAGACGUUUUCUGUGUGCUUACUGUAUGUGUAAUCUGCAAACCUGACUAAUUACUCCCACUUUUAGAUGCCUGUGUUCAUUUUUAAAGGAUGGUUUAUUCCUCACAGUGGAUGUUGUUUUUUCCCCCUCUCUAUUUCUCUGUCAUGGCAGAGACACAUAGGAAGCCGUGUGAUUUUUCUUUAUCUUUGUUUUCAAAUUGAUCUGUCAUGUUGUUGUGUAGACUGUUUCUCACUGUGUGUGUGUGUGUGUGUGUGUGUGUGUGUGUGUGUGUGCACGCAUGUGUUGGCAUGUUCAGCUCUGCUCUGUUUUGUGUUCGUCAAUGUUUGGAUGUAGCGAAGAGCAAUUGAAUUGACAAUAAAGUUUUUUUUUGUUUUUUUUUUAUAAUCUGGACUCCAGCACAAGUAGUGUGAGCACUUUGUCUUUAAUGUGAGAAUUGAAUGAACUUGGGUUCAUAAUUGGUGUGAUUUCCCUAACUGAUGAUCUAACAGUUUGUGCACCUUGACAUUUUACAAGCCAUUUGUAGUCUUUCUAUCAGGUCCUUUGUAAAUGGUUUCUGAAUAAGUGACUUAAGAGCAAAAUCACUGUGUACUUCGCAACUACUCUUCCU